This is a messenger RNA of Australozyma saopauloensis, 786 nucleotides long. RefSeq lists its product as uncharacterized. The record is from RefSeq and is a predicted model, not a curated record. The transcript has a single exon. The coding region runs from base 1 to 786 and encodes 261 amino acids. Lineage: Eukaryota; Fungi; Ascomycota; Pichiomycetes; Serinales; Metschnikowiaceae.
AUGAUCAAAACACUUCGGACAAGAUCCGUUAAAGGAGUAAGACUUAGUCACUCUAUGGUGACUAGCAACGGUCCAUUUGUCGAGUAUCCAAGAAUACAAACUUCGGCUCAGAAUAAUGGUAUUUUAGAAAUUGAUAUGCCUCAGAGUUCGACAAUCUUUCUCAAAGAUUGUUCAAUGAGUUGUAUUAGAGGUAAAGCUCAGGAUGUGGCCACACAGAAAAUCUUUUUACAAGCUAGCCCUAUAAUAUCAUAUCGCUCGUUAUCUCCAAUGUCUUUUGUUGCUCAAUCAACGUCGGGCGCAGCUCACUCAUUAUUCAUUCCGAAAGCUAAAGCAAGGAGUUGGUACUUCAACGGGAACGAUAAAUUCAUUUUUGGACUGAAGUUGCCAGGAAUGGAGAAAGAUCAAAAUCCGCUUAUUGCAGUUGAAGGAAAUGGCCAAUUUGUGCUAAGCUCGCGAGUCAUUACUGUUGAUCUUGAAGAAGGCCAAGAGAUCGUGGUAUCGUCUAAAAAAUUAAUGGCUACAAAUGCAACAAUUGUUCCUUACGAAUCGAAAUUAGAUGAGUCAUACUUAUCUAGGCUCAGGAAUCGUUUGAGUGGGAUGUUGCCCGCAUCCUUGACUCUGUGGAUUGCAGAACCAAAGAUAGCGCAGAAAGACCCGAAAGAGUCCAAAAGCCCUCAUGAUAGAAAAACUAAUCAAAAACCAGGCAUAAGUUCCCCUGAGAGGAUCCGGCUUCUGAGUCAAUUCAAGUUAAAGGGGCCAGGGACUGUAGUAUUCAAUAUACUCUGA